GCCGAUUUCAGGUCUUGGCCCUAGGAUAUGCAUUUCGUGGUCCUUGUUACUUGAACUUGAAGUUGAAAACAAAUUUCUUCGAGCGCCGCAUGCUGUUUUUGGUUCAGGAGCUGUCCUUUUUAUCACACCCGUUCUGGACAGCAAACACCACCUGCCGGGAACUUGGAUUUGAAAGCGUUGUAAAAAGAAGUAGUCGCUAUGGGCGAUGUUGUGGCAAACGGUGCACAAGUUGGCCCUCCGAAAGCAGAUGCCAACGGCCUUGCAAGGUCAGAAGAGGAGACCGGCUUCAGACCAGACGAGCCGGGAGUCGGAGAGGAGAGCUUUGACGAUGCGAGCGACUCUUCUCUAGGACAGGAGGUAGAGGCUCUGUUGAGUGAGAUGCGGAAAGCGAUCACAGAUCUGGGGCUGUCGGGAGACGCUUACAAGGGGCCCGAUUUGAUGCGCUUCUUGCGGGCGAGGAGUAACAACGUAAAGAAGGCAUCAAAGCUGUUUGUGGAUCAUGAGAACUUUCGCAAGACAUUCUGUCCUAAGGGGUACAUCAGUGAGGACGAGGUCGCAAACGAGCUGGCCGCAAAGAAGGCAACCCUGCAGGGGUUGGACAAGGAGGGUCACCCGCUGUCGAUCGGCUGCACAAAGUACCACAUAGCGGCUAAGAGGGAUCUUGAGGAGUUUAAGAGGUUCCUUGUGUAUUCUUUGGACAAGAUUAUCGCUGCCAUGCCCCCCGGCGUGGAGCAAUUUGUCUCGUUCCUGGACCUUACGGGCAUCGGUUACUCAAACCUCGACUCGGCCGCCCUCCGUCACAUCUUCGAUUUCCUUCAGGGCUACUAUCCCGAGAGGCUGUCCAAGCUCUAUUUUCUGAACGCUCCCUUCAUCUUUGGCACGAUCUGGAAGGUCGUCAGCCCCUUCAUCGACGCGAGGACGCGGAAAAAGAUUAUCUUUUGUACAACCAAGAAUUUGGCGGACACGUUCCUUCCCCACGUCGACCUUAAGAUAGUCCCCGCCGAAUAUGGGGGCAGCGGGUCUUUCAUCUACAUUCAAGACUAUUACGUGCCGGGUUAUGCUCCGGACGAAGAGAAGCGGGCCAAGCCGACGCAAGCGAGUUCGGUGUCCGUUUAGGCGCAGAUUGCGCAUCUCGAUACAUCUUGUAGAAAUUCGUCUGCGGUCGGAUGCGGCAAGAGGCCUUUUCUGCGGUCAAUGUAGGGAGGGCGACUCUCGAAAGAGAGCAUUCAUUGCGGGCGAGGUGAUCGAAUGCCUGGACGUUUGAAGUCGUCGGCGACCACCUUGGUUUUGGACAGUUCCAAACAAUAUUUUUGGGUGAGGUACAGUGUUGAGGCAGCCUUGCAUGUUCGACCCGCUAGCCCUAGCUUGAUAGGUUGCAGCAUCGAUUUGAUAGGAGGACUGGCAGAGUUCUGCACGCACCGCCUGUAUCGUUGACAUGAUCAGCUGAGCUGUUUAGCGCGAGCCAUGGCAACAACUUCGCUUAUCAAUAGUUCAACUUUAGGUAAUGCGCUCGAUCCAACCACGAACGGUACAGUCAGCUUAGUAAGUAUUCACGAGGCAGCGCUGGCCAGGGUACAUUCAUAUUAUCCGCCUCAGGGUUGCGGCUCAUCAAGCUGUACCUCUCAUGUCUAG
Klebsormidium nitens is the source of this 1632-nucleotide messenger RNA. Lineage: Eukaryota; Viridiplantae; Streptophyta; Klebsormidiophyceae; Klebsormidiales; Klebsormidiaceae. The record is from the annotation of a GenBank genome assembly.